Molecule: messenger RNA, 4179 nt
Organism: Anastrepha obliqua
Lineage: Eukaryota; Metazoa; Arthropoda; Insecta; Diptera; Tephritidae
Gene: Smyd4-4
Product: SET and MYND domain-containing protein 4
Exons: 3
Coding region: 554-2278 (574 amino acids)
Molecular function (GO): protein binding
Source: RefSeq, a predicted model, not a curated record
CGCUGAAAAGAAGAUGAAAUCUUCGAACAUAUUUUUGUGAUAAUUUUUGUAGGAAUUUUUUGGUUAAACUACUGAAAUUUUUAUAACAAAUCAACAAGUACAUGUGUAAUUUCCACCGGCAAGUGUUAACUACUUGCCCAAGUUUACGAGGUACAGCAGCGAAACGUAAUUGAAAAACAGGCGGUGCAAGACGGUCCCAGAGUGCUGUGAGCUAAAAGAGAGUGGUGUGUUGCGUGCUGUGUGCCGACUUUGCAUGCGGCUGCUGCCAGAAGAAUCUCAAGCGCAGGCAGCUGUCAAACGGGAGCAGAAAAUUCUCGCAAAAAUUGUGGCUGAAAGAACGGCAUGCACCUGCGACAACCAACAGCACCAAAGUGUAUAAGAAUUGAAAGCUCCAAUUUGGAUUACGCGAUUUCCCGGUAGUUAGCUGCAUUGCAGCAGCGCCAUUUUCUGUUAACAUUUGCCAGCAUAAUAUUGUAUGUCUGAUUGGAAAUUAUACUCUCCGCGAUAACACCAUCAACUGUCCGUCAAAACUGCCGCCACAAUUGUCGCCAUCAUGGAUGUGUAUGAUGUUAGCGACGAUCUUGUCAAGAAGCUGAAUGAUUGGAAGCUAAUUGGCAUCAUAUCAGGCAAAUUUAAUGAACUGAAAGAGAAUUAUUCCAAAGUUAACUUUGUAGAACAUGUACUGAUCGACUUUAAGUACAUUGACAAAAUUUUAUUAAAUGGAAAAUUGCGCGAGGAAAAGUGCAAUAAGAAGAGCUCUGAUUUUCGAAUGUUAGGCAAUGAGCAGUUCUCGCUUAAAAACCGCAAAUAUUUUCAAGCUCUGGAGCUAUACAAUAAAAGCAUUUGCUAUUCGGAGCCUGGUUCAGAGAAUCUCUCCAUAGGAUACGCCAAUCGUUCAGCGGUGCUCUUCGAAUGGAAACGCUUUCGUGAAUGUCUGGUCAAUAUCGAAUUAGCACGCAAAGCUAGCUAUCCGGCGCGUCUAAUGCAUAAAUUGGAUAAACGCGAGAAGGACUGCCGCCAAUUGCUGGCCACACAACCACCCGAUGUGCAGCCAUUCGAUUUUCAAAUGUCCUUCGAACCACACCCACAAGUACCCAAUAUUGCUGAUUGUCUCGAAUUGCACUACACUGAGGAGGAGGGUCGCUUCAUCUCCACAAAACGUGAAUUGGUUGUCGGCGAUCUUAUUGCCACCGAAGAACCAUUUUGCUCGACACUCUUGCCACCGAUGCGUUACAUACGAUGUGCCACCUGUAAAGUGGAAAAUUACCUAUCGUUAAUACCCUGUGAGAGCUGUUGCUCUGUAAUGUUCUGUUCGGAAGAUUGUCGCGAUCGUGCCGUCGCAACUUUCCACAAAUAUGAAUGUCCUAUUAUUGACUUACUGCAUAAAAUGUUCAACAAAAUUCACGGCAUUGCGUUGCGUGUCUGCCUAUCGGCAAUCGAGCUCUUCCCCACCAUCGAAGAGUUGAUGGCUUUCUGCGAGGAACCGGAAAAUCAAAAUAAGUCUGCGUUCGACUUGGACUAUACGAAUUUUACGCCACGCGAGCACUAUCGUGCCAUACACGGUCUAGUGACGAAUCAGCAUUUGCGUUCCGUAUCAGAUCUGUUUCAACGUUCCGUCGUAUGCGCUGUACUGAAGCACUUUGUUAUCGAGCAUACCCCAUUGAAAGAGUUUCUCGGCGGUGAAGAGGGGGAGAAUUUCUUUACCGAAUUACUAUUCCGACAUCUGCAGACAUCACCAUCCAACAUGCACGGCAUUGAUUUGGUGGAGCAAGUGAACGAGACAAAAGACGAUACAACACAUUCGUCUGGCGCAUUCGCCUUUCUAUCGCUACUAAAUCAUUCGUGUGCGCCAAAUACACUGCGUGUAUACCAGGGCACAAAGGCAUAUCUGUUCGUCUUCCGUCCAAUACCUGCCGGCGGCAUGCUGUACGACACAUAUGGCGCACAUUUCGCCAUUUUCACAAAAGCGCAGCGCAUCGAAACACUAUCCAUGCAGUAUCGUUUCACCUGUAAAUGCGAAGCCUGCGAGAACGACUAUCCCAACUAUAGCAAACUACAACCAAAACUGUUCGUACCCUUUGUGAAUGACGAGACGGACAUGAAGAGUCUGGUCAAAUAUGAUUAUGAUUUUGCAUUGGAGAAUUAUCGUAAAUACUGUGAAUUCCUGACGCAACAUGCGAACGCCUAUCCCUGCGCCCAAAUUAGCUCGGCCGAAGAGUGCUUGAAAAUGGCGUUGCACAUACUCGUCGACGCGGUGCCGCUAAAAGCUAAAAUGUAAAAUGCUAAUUGCCACCAGAAACACACACACACACACGCGCACGCACCACGCGUAUGCUAACAUUGUUUCGCUGACGAUAAAAGUAAAAUUUUGUUUUUCUUUAAUUGAAUCAUACUUUUAAAACAUAACAUACACAACAUGCGCAUAAACCCAUACAUACACGAUGAAAUGUUGCCAUAAAUUAAGAGAUCGACGUGGCGAAAAGGAAUUUUCUUGCAAACAACUCACUCAAGUGUUGGCUUUAAUAGCAUAAUUUUUUCUAAACCUAACAACCAGGACGAAAGGAACACACACAAAAAUGAGGCGAAAACUGCGUAACACUAAGCUAUUUAUUUAAAAUUCAGAGUGCUGUUGUAUUUUAAGCUCAGACUGGUGCUGAAUUGAACGCCGCUCUGGCGUAGCCUCACGAAAAUACGCGCAUAGAAAUCAUAUCGAAUUGCAAAACAAAAGAAUAGUAACAAUUUUUCACUUUCAUACCUGUAAACAUAUGGCAUUUGUAUGUACGAGUAUGUGAAAAAUCAAAUCUUUAGUGUAUUUCAGACGAAAGUUUAUUUAUUUUUUGCGCCAGUUUGCAAUUUAACGCCAACAAAUAAAGCAAAUGUUUUAGCUAUUGUAUUUGGCGGCAUAUCGAAUGACUUUUUUGGCCUAAGCUUAAAAGCUUUAAAUGCUGCUGGAGAUUUUUUAUAGGCACAAAUGUAUUGAACAAACUUUUUGUGUAUAUUUUCUAAGCUCAUAAUUCAGAAAACCGUAAUGACUUUCAUUUCGCACAAGUAAAGACAAGAAGGCAUAUUUUCUUUCAUACGGACUAAUAAUUCAAGUUGAAACGGGCUUGAGUUUGCGAGGGACAAAUAAUAUGUUUGUAUAUUUUUUAUUGAGAAAAAGAACAAUAUUUACAAUGUGUUAACAAUUUGAGGAGAAACUUACAUUUACAUAUAAAGUAUUUCAAAAUUGUGUUUCAAUUUCAUAAUUACAUUAAGAAUUUGUAUGAUUAUCAAAAUCAUGUAAAAAAGUGGAAUUUGUGUUUGCAAUCAAUUUUGAAACAAGGCGAAUCUAUCGGUAAAUCAGCUGACUUGUUUUUUUUUUUCUUUCGCCGUGUCCAUGUGGCUGUCAGCCCAGAAUGAAACAAGGCGGAUGCAUUUUUUGUUCUCUAUUUUGCCAAUACUUUUCUUUGACAAUCAAACGUAGAAAAUAUUGUUGUUGCUCUAGUGCUACCACCUUUAAUGAAUGCGCCUAAAUUCCUUGCAAAAAGCGCGAAGAGUACUGGUAUUUCGUAUACAAAUAUUUCUUGCAUAGUUUUUAAAGCAAAAUUCUACUCAAUUGCUUGCAAGUUAGUUGAAAAUAAAUAUAUUUUCUAUCGAUUAUCCAACUCUUCAUGGAAGAGUUAACAGCUCUUAGCAGGUUAAAUGCUGAAAAUAAAAUUCUAAACUAAAACAAAAGGCAUCAAUGAAAAAUUGGAAAAUUACAAACGGACUGAGUUAACAUAAACAACUCGAUUUGUGAGUUUUUUUUUUAUUAAAGUACGACUGAAAAUACACACAAAAAGUUUCUUAAUAUAGUACUUUCUACUGAAUUGGUAUAAAAAGUGCGACCAGGUUAAUAUUAAAUUUACUUAAUAUUUAGAUUUUCUAUACAUUAAAAACAACUCAGUGAGAGCCUUCUUAUACAUUUUAUUUUCUUUAUUUUUCUCGCAUAUGUAAUUUCUUAUUUAUUCAGAAGCAUUUUAUUGUAUGUAAACGCAGUUAAAGAGAUAUUAAAAACAAAACAAAAAAACGAAACGAAUAAUAAGCAAACAAGAAAUCAACAACACUAACUUCACAAAGCAAACCCAAAUGAAACAAAAAAAAAUAAAAAUAAAAAUAAAAUUUAUUUUAAUAGAUGAAACUAACAGCGCAUAAAUGUCG